Enterobius vermicularis (human pinworm) is the source of this 429-nucleotide messenger RNA. The record is from the annotation of a GenBank genome assembly. Lineage: Eukaryota; Metazoa; Nematoda; Chromadorea; Rhabditida; Oxyuridae.
AUGGCAUGGAGCUCACCAAAAUCAGAAAAAGGAUUUUCGAACAAACAGUAUGAAGGACUUGAUUGGUAUAGAGGAGAAGCUAAAAUCUCUAAGAAAAGCAAGAGAAAAGGAAGCAAAGUUGCUCAUGGAUUCCACACAUCAGAUUCUGGCGAUUGGUGUGUAGCCCCAAUUGGUACUACACAGGAUUUUGAUGCACUGGAAAAAGUGCGGGUGAUGGAAAAUGAAAAAUAUGAAAUCAAAAAACGCCAAGCGGAAGAAUAUCUGGAACGGUGUAAAGCAGAAAGGCCUGAAUUAUGGGAAGUCCCAAAGCGAGAGAAUGGUACAUAUAUUUUGCCUUUACCUGAGCAUCCAUCUAUGAAGCGAUUAAAAGAAUCUCAGACGGACGGAAAAACCAUCGACUUCAGUAUUUUAUUUCCUGAAGUAAAUUGA